UGAGAGUUUUGUGGUGCUGAGAAGAAAAAGAGACAUCCAUUUUAGAUUUUCUAUGUCGAGGAGCAGCUGUAUAUCAGUGACCCAUAUUUCUGACAAAUGAUGUAACCAAACCAGACUAAAUUUCACCCAAUGAUUGUUAGGUUAGGUCUGGGUAUUCUCUGUUUGCCAGUAUAAAUGCUGCCUUCAUGACUAAUUCUGUUAAGAUUUUUUACCUUCCCUGUGAAUAUUUAAAUUAUUUUGAUUGAAUCAUCCUUAAAUGUGUAAAGACAGUUUAUUUGUAGCUACAGGUUAACUAUGUCUUACUCUUCUGCAGAAAUUAAUCAGCAAUGGGCGUGAGAAGUUAACAAAUACAUGGGUGACAGCAAGAUGGUCAACCCAAGAGAUCUUCGUGGGUUUGGUGAUGAGACAGAAAACUACACCUUCAAGGAUACUCUAGAUUGGUUUGUGCAUGUCAGAGACCCAGCAGAAGUAUUCAAGGCCCAGCCAACUUACUUUCUUUCAGAAUGGUCUUAUGUGAUCAUUGCAUUUCUGUCAUUAAUUCAUGCCUUUAUUGUGGGGGGCCGCUGGAAGUACCACUGGCUGGCGUGUUACCUUCAUGGCUGGACUACGGAGAUGGUCUCAUUCUGGAUGCCGGACAUAGACAACUACUGGCACUCACAGACCACCAUAAUGUUUCUGGGUCGCAGACUUCCACUCCACAUACCCUUGAUUUACCCAUCACUCAUGUACAAUGCAGCAUAUAUGGUCGCACAUGCAAAGCUUCCUCGGUGGGCAGAACCCAUGGCUGCUGGCUUGGUAGAGGUCUUGAUUGACAUUCCUUAUGAUAUCAUGGCAGUCAAAUUUGUUCAUUGGACGUGGCACGACACAGACCCCAAUAUCUAUGACCGUCACUACUGGGUGCCUUGGAACUCCUAUUACUUUCACCUUGCCUUUGGUACAGCAUUCACGUUUGCUCUCAACUUCUGGCGCCGCAAGAUAACCGGCAGUGACGACAAAGGAGAAGUGUCCAGUCCUGGUAAAGAAAUUGUUUGUGCCUUCCUGGCUGGCUUAUGUGGUAUGCCCGGGGGAGUCAUACAGUUCAUCUUCUUGUAUCACCCCCUCCAUGACACUUAUGGCAUCCACACAGAGAACUGCACCCUAGCUAUUGUUCUCGUGUACUUCUUGAUUGUUUGGGCAGCUGACCGUACGCCGCGAGUGACAUCACGCAGACAGAAGGGUGAAAAAUCUCAUUGGUCGGUGAUAAUCAUCGUACUCAACAUGGUCAUCCAUUACGGCCUCUACCUGUCAAUGGCUGUGUUUGGCAAGCCUGAAGAAGAGGUGUCAAUAGGUUUACAUGAACGCACUGGACCAUGUGAUGAAAAAACUGAUGUGUAUACAGCUUUUGGUGGUGUGUUAAAGAGGCAGACAUAUCUGUGUACCGACGAUUACGAUGAGAAAUAUUAUGAUUUCCAUUGUUUACCGGGCGGACAGCGCGUCAGUGAUGGAAUGGAAUGGUACACCAUCUGUGGUACGCCGUUCCCCAACCGAGCCGAGUACAUAUCUGUUAUUGUUCUUGUCUGUGUUGUGUCAGCUGUUAUUUUCUACAACCUGUUGUUCAGAAGUUCUCGCACACUUCUUUACCAAAAGAAAAAGGAAACGAAGCUAAAAUUUAAUUGAACAUUCUUCUGUAAAAGAGAAUGAUUUAGUGAUAAUUUUUUUUUGUAUUUUGACUAUGGUUGUCACUGGUGCUAUACAGAGUGUGAUAAUAUAUAAUUUAUGCUAUAUCUUCUUCGCAAAUAACUGUUUAUAGAAAUGUUAAAUAUUUUUGAAGAUCACUUAAUGCUACAGGGAAUAUCUUGACAAAAAGUGAACACGAUGAAAGUUAUACUAAUCUGAAAUAACAUGAUAUUAUCUGAUGUGUUUUGGUAAAUUAAAGACUUUGUCUUUUUUGCAGAAAAUUUUUUUGGGGGAAAAAAUCAGUUAAAUUUCAUUAUCCAAAGGUUGAAGACGAAACUUAAUAAUUUGUUUCUUCUGGAAGCGAAUACAGUAGAGUAAUGUAACUCUCAUAUGGGUGUCCGCAGGAUUGUGUCCAGGUGGGUGCAAAGAAAGCAAGACAAGACCUGACAUACAGUAUGUUUAUUAAAAAGUAUUAUAAAGUUUAAUCAAGUUACCAUACUUUUGAGUACUGUCUGAUAAGCAUUAUCACUUAUCAGUGUUAUAACUGAAAUUAUCACAAAAUGGUCCACUGCAGGAUGUCUUUCCACUGUUGCACAUGUACAAGUUACUUUUGUGUAGCUUGUGUGUUUUACAUUAAGCCUACCCGCCCUGUAACCCUCCUGCUUAGAUAUAUCUUGUUUUAUAUACCGUAUUCGUUGUUGUUUUUCUGAUAUGUACUGUGUGUGAAACAAAUGGACACACACACACACACAUAUAUAUACAGUGACCCCUCGUUUAACGAACGCCUCGGUUAACGAAAUUUCGGUUA
Messenger RNA from Homarus americanus (American lobster), 2464 nucleotides. RefSeq lists its product as uncharacterized. Bases 352 to 1656 code for a protein of 434 amino acids. NCBI's taxonomy places the organism in Eukaryota, Metazoa, Arthropoda, Malacostraca, Decapoda, Nephropidae. The record is from RefSeq and is a predicted model, not a curated record. The transcript is spliced from 9 exons.